GCAAUAUUCCGACAUACCAUUCAAACUAGCGUGCGACUACGUGACUGUCAGACGCUGUACACGUCACCCAAAAAGUUACUUACCAAAAUGAUUUGCUGUCACGUGCUAAUAUUUUUUUUUGCCACUCUUGCAAUCUCUAAAAGUGAUGAUCUUCCAGAUUUUUACACGUUUACCGUUCAGGAUAUAGAAGGCGAAGAAGUGUCAUUGGAGGAAUAUCGAGGAAAGGUUUCUUUGGUAGUCAAUGUUGCUAGUCUGUGUGGAUACACCGAUUCCAGCUACAGAGCAUUGAAGCGACUCCAAGACAUUCUUAGCUACAACCAAAAAUUCAAUGUCCUUGCAUUUCCUUGUAAUCAGUUUGGAGAACAAGAACCUCACGAAGAUGAAGUAAUUUUAAAUUUUGCAAAAACUAACUAUGCUGUUGAGUUUCCGAUGUUCUCCAAAAUCGAUGUCAUUGGAGAAAAUGCUCAUCCUGCUUUCAAGAAUCUCAUAAAUCAGUCAUCUGUUCACCCUGAUUGGAACUUUUAUAAAUAUUUGGUUGAUCAUAAUGGAAGAGUGUUGAAGGCAUGGAGUACUAAAACAACCGUUGAAGAAAUUUUUGAUAGUUGUAAGGCAGCUCUUGAUUCUAUUCCUGAAGCAUCUGUUCCAACAGAUCAAGGCGAGUCUUCCGAUGUGCCGUUGUCACAGGCCGAUGUUGUCUCUAAAGAUGAACUGUAAUGUAAUUGUCAGUUCAUUUGGUUAACGAUAUUGGGGCAAUAUAUGUACACAUUCAAAUGA
Molecule: messenger RNA, 774 nt
Organism: Daphnia magna
Lineage: Eukaryota; Metazoa; Arthropoda; Branchiopoda; Diplostraca; Daphniidae
Product: glutathione peroxidase 7
Biological process (GO): response to oxidative stress
Molecular function (GO): glutathione peroxidase activity
Source: RefSeq, a predicted model, not a curated record